AUGUGUGUUUUGAAAUCGAAUUGGCCAAAUAUUUUGCACGUAGAACCAGCAUCUGUUGAAGAAACCCAGUAUCGCACGAGGGUGGCAUCAGUUUCCACAUUCCCCUCUGGUUCGCGAGGAAUGCUGGCUUGCCACCAUCCAGCACUGUGCAAGACACUGUCAGAUUGUCCAUACGCCUCUGUACAUUACCAAGAGGUGCAGCACUUCCUUCACCUCACACCGUGGGACCCAGGUUGUGGAGGUGCUGUAGCAGCUGGAUCGGUUCACUGCGAUGGGUGUCACGUCCUGAAAUUCAUUCGGAGACCACUAGUGCUGGCAAGACAUUCCUGCCAAUGCCGUUGUAGGGGUGUCUAG
Molecule: messenger RNA, 354 nt
Organism: Ostreobium quekettii
Lineage: Eukaryota; Viridiplantae; Chlorophyta; Ulvophyceae; Bryopsidales; Ostreobiaceae
Source: the annotation of a GenBank genome assembly